AUGUUCGAAGUACCAGAAGCAAAGCGAGUCCGUCGCGACGAAAUCCUCUCGCCUGCUGGCUCUGGAUCAUCUUCCGCUGCAGCUUCGCCCAAAAUCCCCUCAGCAGACGAUAACAACGAGACGUUUUCGAAACUCGGACAGCUGCUAGCUUUUGAGACAUUUACCAUUGACAAAACCGACGACACAAAUGGGCAGCAAACAGAGGAGGGCGGAGAAGAAGAUGAAGAACAAGAAUUCGAAUUCCGACUAUUCAGCGGCCCGACGAAUCCCACUACAACAACCAAGCAAAAGAACCAUGAAGAUAAACCCGAUUCCGAAAUCACAACGCAAAAACUCAAGAUUCGGUUACACUCUCCAGCGCCAGAAGAUAUAAAGGCCGGAGAUGGGCGGUUCGUUGUCCCGUUUCGGGGAUGGCAGUAUUAUUUUACCAAACCGGAGGUGAUGCAACUACCUCACGACGGAGAACAGGCCCGCGUGGAAGAAACAAGGCGCAAGGAAUACGAAGAUGUCGCAGUUACAGGCUCUCAAUUACUUGAAUGGGCCCAAUCGACAAAAACACCCGGUUGCCAUUUACCCUGGCGGGUAUUCCAUUUAAAACCAAAUGACCACAGGGUGCCCAAGCCAACGCCGCCGGCACUAAGUAUAUCUACGAGUGAGGAAAAGAAAAAAUCGAAACCAGGCAAGAAGAGGCGCAUCAUUUUGCGCAGUAGGGCGGCCGCUGCGGGCAUGACGGACGCUGAGAAGCGUAAUAAGAAGAACCGGGAAAAGAAGAUCAGAAAAAGGCAAAAAGAGAGAGAAAGGAAAGCUGCAUUGGGUAUAUCGGUCGGUGAUAAUAAUGAGGAAGUCAGUGGAGACGAGUAA
Messenger RNA from Talaromyces rugulosus, 861 nucleotides. RefSeq lists its product as uncharacterized. The record is from RefSeq and is a predicted model, not a curated record. The transcript is spliced from 2 exons. Bases 1 to 861 code for a protein of 286 amino acids. NCBI's taxonomy places the organism in Eukaryota, Fungi, Ascomycota, Eurotiomycetes, Eurotiales, Trichocomaceae.